Ciona intestinalis (vase tunicate) is the source of this 1555-nucleotide messenger RNA. It is a transcript of the gene hox13, whose product is annotated as homeobox transcription factor Hox13. Gene Ontology annotation, molecular function: DNA-binding transcription factor activity, RNA polymerase II-specific; DNA binding. Gene Ontology annotation, biological process: regulation of DNA-templated transcription. The record is from RefSeq and is a predicted model, not a curated record. NCBI's taxonomy places the organism in Eukaryota, Metazoa, Chordata, Ascidiacea, Phlebobranchia, Cionidae.
AAUAAUUUUCAAAAAUAUAUUUUCGGGAAAAUUUAUUUUUUUCGAAAAUGGAAAUUUCAGCAAGUCGACACUUUCCUCCAGCAGGCUGGUACCAUCAGGGCCACCAUCAAAUUCCACAUGGACCUCAAGGUGCUGCUUACCUUCAUUUUUCAAGUGGAGGAACCCCAAGUGCACAGGUUAUGGCUAAUCAACCCAACCCAAUGUACAACAUACACAGCCAAUACCAAUACCACACUGUGGGUGUACCGACACCGGGCACGCCGCCCAUGUCCCAUGGGUUCAUAGCCAACCCCCACCCGCACGCGGGGCAAUUUCCCCACCCCGCUACCGUAGCUGACCAAGUCACUCAGAUGGGUGGCCAAAUCAACUUCCAAACAAUUCGCUUCAACGGGGACCGAGGUCACGAAGCGCUAGGUCUUCAACAUGGACCAUCACAUUCUCGGAAGAAACGCCAGCCUUACAGCAAAACCCAGAUCAGCAGCCUUGAGCGUGAGUACAAAGCAAACAACUUCAUAACGCGACAGAAAAGAGAAAACAUUGCAAGAGACCUGAAGCUUUCUGACCGCCAAGUCAAAAUUUGGUUUCAAAAUCGACGUGUUAAAGAUAAGAAGAUAAAGCAACGCGAAAUAAAAGACAACCAGCAGCACCACCAGACGACGGAGUUGCAGCGACGAGACAGCCACACACAAAAACAAGAGAUGUACCAACGUCACAGUGCAAUGAUUCCAAUCGAAAUGAAGAACGAACACAUUCGAAUCGACCACAUUCACUCGCACGUUCCAGGUCUUGGAUCAGCCUCUAUACUAAUGUAAACUAAAAGAGUCAUUUCAAAACCUUUGUGCUUUUAUUUCACCACUGCAACGGUCUCCGGCCAAAACUCGAUGUGCAUCUUUCUCAAUGCAAUCUUUUUUCGUUUACACAAACCACAUGGCUUUACACAAUUGUAACAUAUAUACUUGAACUUAAACUUCAAUUAUCUUCCAUUUGGAUCCGCGCAUAGUAUAUUGCUGUGAUUAUCGUCUCCAUGUUGGCGUAAGAGCUGUGUAUCCGCACAUCUUUACAUUUUACAAUCAGUUUUAUUUACGUACUGUCGUUACAUUUUGUAUAUUUUUGUCCCUAGUUCCAUUUUUCUUUACAUUAUGUUUCAUGUGCUGCAUUUUCAUUUAAGCUGGUAGGAUUCUUAGGACAACUAUAGUACCUUGGGGGUAAGAUACCCUUUCUCAAAUAAUAUCCUGAUCAUGUUUUAAACAAUUAACAACGCCCCAUGUGAGUCGUAAGGAUACAGUUUCAUAUUUCUUUGAAUCCUCUUUGUUACGAUCAAAUAGGACUAGAAAAUAGAAUGAAAAGAUUUCCCUUCUUCCCCCACCAUACUGUGUAUGAGUUGCCACUCAAUAUUUCUCUGAGAGGUCGGUUGUUUACCGGCAAAACAAAUCCUAAUCCAAUGAUACAUUUACCUGUAACACUAUCGACAUAUCAAAUUUUAAUUUAGCAUUAGUAUUGAAACAUGGUUUUAUAUAAGUGCAUGCGAAGAUAAAUUACACAAAAAAAGAGCAUG